Molecule: messenger RNA, 1321 nt
Organism: Myiozetetes cayanensis
Lineage: Eukaryota; Metazoa; Chordata; Aves; Passeriformes; Tyrannidae
Gene: MPZL2
Product: myelin protein zero like 2
Exons: 6
Coding region: 302-940 (212 amino acids)
Biological process (GO): cell-cell adhesion
Cellular component (GO): membrane
Source: RefSeq, a predicted model, not a curated record
GAGGAGGAAAGAUUGCAACACAAAAGAGCAAAGGAAUAUGGGAGGGAGAAGAAAUUAAUCUGACCAUGAGAAUCUCCCUGUUUUACACCCAGGAGUGACUGGUGCUGCCGCACCUUCCCACGGUGCCCGGGCAGGGAGUGCUGACUGCAGCACUAACACCACUCAGGCUGCCUUGCAGGCCACGCUGGGAGGAAGGAAUUUGCCUUGCUGUGCCGGGAAGACUUCGAGAAACCCAUCUUCUACCCGGUUUUUGAGAACCUGAAGGGGAUUUCUGCCGGCACGUGUUGGACGGCUGUCCCCGAUGCGCGGCCGCGCCUGGGCGGGUGCUGCGCUCGUCCUUGGGGCGCAGCUCCCAGCACUUUGGCUGGCAGCAGCAGUGGAAGUUUACACUUCCGAGGAGGUGGUUGCUGUGAACGGCACAAACCAGCGGCUGAAAUGCACCUUCUCCAGCAGCAGCCCCGUCAGCCCCCAGCUCUCAGUGACCUGGAACUUCCAGCCCGAGGACCUGAGCUCCCACGAGCCGGUGUUUUACUACCUGAAGGAGCCCUACAAGCCGCCUUCGGGGCGGUUCAAGGACCGGGUCACCUGGGAUGGGAAUGUGGAGCGUAACGACGUGUCCAUCAUCAUCUGGAACCUGCAGCCCAGCGACAACGGCACCUUCACCUGCCAGGUGACAAACUGGCCAGACGUUUAUGGCUCCAUUGGGCAAGUGCGGCUCCGGGUUGUGCAGAAAGUGAGCUUCUCAGAAAUCCAUUUCCUGGCCGUGGCCAUCGGAUCCGCUUCUGUCCUGAUGAUCAUCGUGGUGAUGGUUGUGAUUAUCUGCCGACAGCGGCGCCAGAAAGCGCAGCAGAAGAGGGCUGAGGUGUCAGACACUGAGCUUAAAGAAAAGGAGAGCCUGAAGAUGAGAGAAGAAAAGGAAGCCAGUCCAUUAGAAGACUAAAGGUCUAAUUGGUACUUCCAAAGCAGACCGUGAAAGCUUGUAAUUUUGGAUGUUGGAACAAAGCUGAGUUACAGAUGCCUCAUGCUGUGAGUGUUGUGGUACCUCUGCUCGACCUGAAAUUCUGGCAGGGAAAGAGGGCGACACUGCACGAGUUGUGAACUCCCUUCAGUAAAGCAAAGCAGGAGGAACUUGCCCCACGAACAAGGAACUUCACCUUCACGCCUGCGGGACGUGGAGAAAGUCGCUCUGGAGAUGAAAAGACGCCAAAAGAUUUGAACAAAGCGCUGGGAUGCCUGACCGAGCUGAGGGUUUGGAAGUGUUUGAGCAGACGCACUCUUGCACCUUAAAAAUCCCAACGUGCCUUUGUGUUGCCCUGUUUUU